Molecule: messenger RNA, 1417 nt
Organism: Prunus mume (Japanese apricot)
Lineage: Eukaryota; Viridiplantae; Streptophyta; Magnoliopsida; Rosales; Rosaceae
Source: RefSeq, a predicted model, not a curated record
CAACUCGUCCUCGACCUCGAGUCCCUGACAACUCAGAAUCCUAAAAUAACACUCUUUGUAAAACGAAACUCUCACAAGCUCUUCACCGAAAAAUCAAAUAUCUUUAUUUUUUAUGCAAUAUACAGUUUUGAGCCAUUGAAGGCCUCAAACAGGGAAGUUAAACAAUGGGUUCGUCUUCAAACGCAGCUACCCCACAAAUGCAGGAAAUUAUGCUGGAGUUUCGUGCUGGUAAAAUGGUUUUUGAGGGGAAAAAGGUUGCUCCUGAUACCCGUAAAGGACUUGUUCGCAUUGCGAAGGGUGAUGAGGGGUUGGUGCAUUUUCAGUGGCUUGAUCGGAGCCAAAAUGUUGUUGAAGAUGAUCAGAUCAUCUUUCCCGAUGAGGCAGUUUUUGAAAAGGUUAAUCAAGCAUCAGGAAGGGUUUACUUAUUGAAGUUCAACACUGAUGAUAGGAAGUUCUUCUUCUGGAUGCAGGAGCCUAAAGCUGAAAAUGACUCACACUUGUGUAGCUCAGUCAAUUACCACCUCAAUCGACCAUUAGAGUUCCUUGAUGAAGAAGGGCCUGAUGCUUCUGUUCCUCUACAAGUUUCUGAAGAUAUGGUUGAAGAUGAUAUUUCAUCAAGAGCUGGAAUAUUGGUGGAACCAAACUUCGGUGCAGAAGUAAGUAGCGAUGUGACUUCUUCAUCUGGCCCAGUGAAAUUGGAAGAUCUUCAAAGAAUCUUAAGCAAUAUUGACCCAGCAGAUACUGCUUUGGAUCCAGAUGAAGGCUUGAGUUUGGGGGACAUAUUGAAACCUGAUUUGAUUAUGCCAUUGAUUGAGACAUUGCAACUAGAGCAGCGUUUAGAGUCUUACUUACCUGAGGGUCAAUGGUCUCCAGAGGAUAUAUUGGAGUUGCUGCAGAGUCCACCAUUCCGCCAACAAAUGGAUUCAUUUGCUUAUUUUGGUGUUGACCCAAGUAAAUACAAAUUCACUGUAUUGUCUUUUCUUGAGGCACUUGAGGAUUCGGUUUCGAAGGCUUCAGAGUCUGAUGAGUCGAGGCAAGACAACAAGGAUUUAAGAUCUGAAUCUUGUAAUCGUAAUGAUCCCAUGGAUGAGUCCAAGUAGUGGAGACACUUGUUUUUAUGCGUUUCUAUUCAUUUAUCCUCCUUUCGUUUAUAGGACUUUUAUCCAGUCUUCUUGUAACACUGUAUACAUCGUUGGUUCAAGAAAAGGAAAAGAUGCAACAAGAAAUGGGAAAGUGUUGAAGAUUUAUUUAGGGUUCCUACUAUUUCGUACACAGAUCAAUAAAUAUCUUAAAGGUUUCGUAUUUUUUCCUUGUACAUGUUGAAUCGGUCAUAAUACUUUAACGUCAAAGUUAACAACGUAACAUGUCAAACUAUUGGAGUUGGCAUUGGAGGUUAAUGUGCCAACGUAGAAUUGUU